CGGUGGGAGCAGAGGGCGGGCUGGCUGCGGGGCCGCCGCGCGCCGGGGCCAUGCCGCGCUCCUUCCUGGUGGACUCGCUAGUGCUGCGAGAGGCGGGAGAGAAGAAGGCUCCCGAGGGCAGCCCGCCGCCGCUCUUCCCCUACGCCGUGCCCCCGCCGCACGCGCUACACGGUCUCUCGCCUGGCGCCUGCCACGCGCGCAAGGCCGGGCUGCUGUGCGUGUGCCCGCUCUGCGUCACCGCCUCGCAGCUGCAUGGGCCCCCCGGGCCGCCCGCGCUGCCUCUGCUCAAGGCGUCCUUCCCACCCUUCGGCUCGCAGUACUGCCACGCGCCCCUGGGCCGCCAGCACUCCGCUGUGUCGCCCGGGGUCGCUCACAGCCCGGCCGCCGCGGCCGCCGCCGCCGCCCUCUACCAGACGUCCUAUCCGCUGCCUGACCCCAGGCAGUUCCACUGCAUCUCUGUGGAUAGCAGCUCGAACCAGCUGCCCAGCAGCAAGAGGAUGCGCACGGCUUUUACCAGCACUCAGCUGCUAGAGCUGGAGCGCGAGUUCGCCUCUAAUAUGUACCUGUCCCGCCUACGUCGCAUCGAGAUCGCGACCUACCUGAAUCUGUCCGAGAAGCAGGUGAAGAUCUGGUUUCAGAACCGCCGAGUGAAGCACAAGAAGGAGGGCAAGGGCAGCAACCAUCGUGGCGGCGGCGGCGGGGGUGCCGGUGGUGGCGGGAGCGCACCGCAAGGCUGCAAGUGCGCAUCGCUCUCCUCAGCCAAGUGCUCCGAGGAUGACGACGAAUUGCCCAUGUCUCCGUCCUCCUCAGGGAAGGACGACCGGGAUCUUACGGUCACUCCCUAGGCGCGCGUCUCCCUAGGUCCCCCACCCCAAGACCUCCCUGCGCCUCGGUGACUGGUCCUGGGACUCAGCGCUGGUUCCCAGGCACCCGCUGCCAAGCCACUGCCCGGCAUGGAUUUGGCACGGUUUUGCAGAGGUCCCGGGCCUGGGCAGGGCUGAGAGCUUGGCAGAGACUAGACCAUGGUGUCCCCGCCCCAGGGCUCGCUCGCGUCCAGAGCCAACUCCGAGCUGUGAACACUAUAAGCGCUCGAGUCCUCCUGGGCAGUGCAGCACCGCGGCCCCAGCCUGCAAGCCUGCUUGGCGCAGCGCCUUGCUGGCAGCCGGCGCCUCCUAGCCCGCCCUCUCUGGGCUGGCUUGGGCUUCCUCGCUUACUCUACUGUCCUCUGCUCUCGGUCAAGGUCGGCAGCCUUGGAUGCUCGUUCGCUUCUCUUUUUAAAAUCUUUUUGUCCCUCCCCACCUCUUUUCUGUGAUCAUUUAUUUACUCGGCCCCCGCCCGUCAUCACACACAUUUAUGAACCCCCCCCUUUUAUUUCCUUUUGCUUUUCCCUUCUCCUCCUCAGGAAGCCUCCUCCUUCAGUCAGUCCAUGUGUCCCUUGAUCUGGCCUUGCUGUCCUCAGUCCUCACUCUUGAUCUGGCCUUGCUGUCCUCUGGCCCCGUUUGAUCUGGCCUUGCUGUCCUCAGGCUCCUCUCACAGAUGAUAAAUUUCGCCCCAGUAGUAUCCAUACUGGGGAAACCCAUUCGCUGUUUCCGACACGCUCUUCAUUCCUCUAAACAUAGGACCCCACUCUCCGACGCUGGCGACCCCACUCUUCCCUCUCCAGACUCUGGUCCGCCCCAGCCUAGCUGUGUAAUUGUACGGCCUCUGCAAUGC
This is a messenger RNA of Macaca mulatta (Rhesus monkey), 1713 nucleotides long. RefSeq names its product GS homeobox 1 (gene GSX1). The record is from RefSeq and is a predicted model, not a curated record. Gene Ontology annotation, molecular function: DNA-binding transcription factor activity, RNA polymerase II-specific; sequence-specific double-stranded DNA binding. Gene Ontology annotation, biological process: regulation of DNA-templated transcription. NCBI's taxonomy places the organism in Eukaryota, Metazoa, Chordata, Mammalia, Primates, Cercopithecidae. Gene Ontology annotation, cellular component: nucleus.